UACCUGCAACUUGUUCAACGACAAGGACUACUCCAAGCAGAGACCCAAAAGAGAAAACCACCGACCAACUACGUAGUUUUCUAUAAACCACUUAAAAAAAAACCACCCACUUGCACACAGAAUCCAAGCCAAAAAUAUUACUAAAAUAUUAACAAAACUAACUGAAUAUAUAUAGUAUUAAAAAAGAUUGCAUGUGAUUCGAAUGCCAUCGAGUGGGUAGCCUUGCACUUUAAAUAUGUAAGCAAAAGUCCUCGUCUCUUGCUCUCUCAUGCAACUAAAGUUUGCGGCCUUUCUGCUGAAUCGCCUUCCUUCUUGAUCUUUUGCCCAUGGAUCCCAAGAAACCCAACAAGAUCAGUGAGAUCGUUCGCCUGCAACAACUGGUAAAGAGAUGGAGGAAGCUAGCAAGCGCUCCCAAGAACGGUGGGAAGAAGAGCAUAAGCUUUCUGAAGAGGACGCUCUCCUUCUCCGACUCGUCCAAGUUAGGAGACGUGCCCAAAGGGUACCUGGCGGUGUGCGUGGGGAAGGAGAUGAAGAGGUUCGUCAUCCCCACAGACUACCUCAGCCACUACGCCUUUGCUGAUCUGCUGAAGGAGGCAGAGGAGGAGUUUGGGUUCCAAAACGAAGGGGCUCUGAGGAUCCCCUGCGAUACAGAUGCCUUUGAAAAGAUACUGAAGGUGGUGGAAGAAGAUGAUGGGGACAGCUUCUACGUGAGGGAUCAGGGUGAUGCCGCCGCUGCGUCGAUGGGUGAGGAGAUGGGAGUGUCCUGUGGGUCUCAGGCCGACGCCAUUGCUGGCCUGGUUCGCUCUCAUUCGCACCACAAGCCCAUGUGUAGAUGAUCAUCGUUCAUGAUGACAAUUUACAGUAACUAUAUAUGAUAACCCUGAUGUUAUAUGACUCUUCUCUCUUUCGCUAGGUCUCUCUCUUCCCCCCCUCCUUCCUGGUUGUAUGUACAUGGCGAAGGAAGCCAUAAACAUUUUCAAAUGAGCAAUGAGUUUUGUGAA
This is a messenger RNA of Nymphaea colorata (pocket water lily), 1001 nucleotides long. RefSeq names its product auxin-responsive protein SAUR50-like. NCBI's taxonomy places the organism in Eukaryota, Viridiplantae, Streptophyta, Magnoliopsida, Nymphaeales, Nymphaeaceae. Gene Ontology annotation, biological process: response to auxin. The record is from RefSeq and is a predicted model, not a curated record. The coding region runs from base 327 to 836 and encodes 169 amino acids. The transcript has a single exon.